GAAAUGUCUACAGAUUGCAACAUGAAACACGUUUUCUCUGAAGGUCCUGUAAGCAUUGCGCCAACUGCGUCGCCUUCUUGUCCCCUUUAUCUUCAAACGAACGACUCCUCGAUUAAGCUUGAAUGGUCUGGAAGGACUGAUAAGCUAUAUAUUGAACGAUUUGAGUUCAAAGUAGCGAAGAACGAAAAUGAAACGAUUAUAGACUGGACAAGCUGUGGUUUACAUAGAAUGGUCGACGUUGCUGGACUUUCCCUUCAAUCUAAUCAGAUGUACACAUGUUCUGUACGUGGGAUUGAUAUACGAGGCGGUAGAAGUGAUCCUCUGACGGCAUUGGUCAAACCACGAUGGUCUGUACCAUCCUUAACAGAUAAAGCGAUAACUGCUUCUUUUUCAAACAAGACGGUCUCUUUAAACUGGACGCACGUAUUUGCGAUAAAGUCAAACAAUCCCUUCCUUUAUGACGUCAGUGUGGGAACAAGAAAAGGAUACAAUGAUGUCAUCGAUAUUAAAAAGACAAGAGAUGCCUUUGUCACUUUUCGUCUGCCUGAAAAUUAUAUCUUGGGUCCAGUUGGGAACGAACUCUUUAUAAACGUUGUGUGCAAAGACAUGCUUGGUUUAUUCACAGUGUAUGAAACAACCAUUGCAGUUUUAUAGAACGAGUCCAGUUGGUUUAAUUUUGUUUUUGCCAUAUCGCCAUGAACAAGUGUUGCAUUAUACAAAAUUAUCUGCAGUUAAGUUUUCCAUCUGGUCAUGGUAUAGAACGUUAAAUAGAAACUAGGGUUUUGUUAUAGUAAAUAUAUAAUGAUAUUGUUAUAUACUUUUUUUAAUUGUAAUAUUUAUUUUAGCAUAAUGUUAUGUUAGUUUGGUGAAAUAUCUA
Messenger RNA from Mya arenaria, 877 nucleotides. RefSeq lists its product as uncharacterized. The transcript is spliced from 2 exons. NCBI's taxonomy places the organism in Eukaryota, Metazoa, Mollusca, Bivalvia, Myida, Myidae. The record is from RefSeq and is a predicted model, not a curated record. The coding region runs from base 4 to 654 and encodes 216 amino acids.